This is a messenger RNA of Vigna umbellata (rice bean), 666 nucleotides long. RefSeq lists its product as uncharacterized. Lineage: Eukaryota; Viridiplantae; Streptophyta; Magnoliopsida; Fabales; Fabaceae. The record is from RefSeq and is a predicted model, not a curated record.
UCAUGUGGAAGCCUCACUCGUUUCAAUAGUAAAUUUGUGCAUCAUAUAUAAAGAGUGGUGCCAUGAGAACUAGUUAGUGCAGUUGAAAUGGCUGCUCCUGUUGCUAUAGGGACAAGGGGCACUAUUGGAUCUCUAGUCAGGAAGGAAAUUGAAUACUUCACUAUGUUUGAGUUAGACAGAAGAGGAUGCUCAAAAAAGCCUCAGCAACAAUUUGUGGACAUGGUUUCUGGCAGAAGCUAUUCCAUUUCAAGGCCUAGUUUCUGGGAGUUGCUAACUACAUGGAAGAGGAGGAAGAGAAGAGGCUCAAGUGGGUUCCUUCCAAAAAUUUGUUCUGCUGCUGAAGUAGCUGAAGGCAAUCAGUUAAACCAGAUUCCUGGUUACAGCUACAGGAUCCUCAGGAAUGAUAUCAACAGCUUUCAGCUCUAAGUGACUCUUGAGUUAGUGUGCACUAGCUUUUUGUGGGGAACCAAAACUUACAAUAUAUCAUUUUAUUCUUCAUGCUAUGUUGCCUCUCUUGGGCAACUUUUUUAAAUUUUAUGCUCAUGUCAUUUUCAUUUUUUGUCGCAUCUUGUGCUUCAAUGCCUUAUUACUGCUGGCUUUUCAGAUGUCAGAUUCAGUUUAAGAUCAGCUUUCUACUAGUAAAUGGAUGAUGGCAUGUUCUACAUA